This is a messenger RNA of Letharia lupina, 1251 nucleotides long. RefSeq lists its product as uncharacterized. Bases 1 to 1251 code for a protein of 416 amino acids. Gene Ontology annotation, molecular function: mannosyltransferase activity. Gene Ontology annotation, biological process: GPI anchor biosynthetic process. The record is from RefSeq and is a predicted model, not a curated record. Gene Ontology annotation, cellular component: endoplasmic reticulum membrane; mannosyltransferase complex. The transcript is spliced from 3 exons. NCBI's taxonomy places the organism in Eukaryota, Fungi, Ascomycota, Lecanoromycetes, Lecanorales, Parmeliaceae.
AUGCGGCUUCUGGCAUAUCUGCAAAGUCUAGCCUGGUGCAUUUUCCUAGUCCAUGGCAACGUAGAGAAGACUAUCUUCCUUGCACCAGAAGCUAUUCAAAUCUCUCAACAGCAUCCGAAUCUUGAAGACCUUAAGCUCGAAGUGUUGUCUUCCUCAAACCCAACACUACGCCGCCAGCUAUCAGCAGCAUUUCCAAAGUCUGCCAGUCCAAAAGGCAUUGCAGCAUGGUUUCUACUUGACAAACUGACGCAGCACCAGCGCUACGAAGUUCGCAUCUGCUGGGCGGCAACGCAACCAACUUCCUUCACACUCAACACUUACCAAUUACAAGAAGUUUUCGACACGCCAGAGCUAAUCACUUCUCUCGCUGAUUACUCUGACUCACGUCAGACUAUUCUUGCACCAGAUCAGAGUCCUGAUUAUCACCGAGUGGAUAGCAAUCCAGAAUCUCUUCUUCUCCUUCAAGUGUUUGCUGCUGCAGAUUACUUCACCACCAAUAAGACGCUUAUGCAAGAUGUUCCGCCUGUGAAUGUCGACAUCAGUGAGCCAGAACUCUUCUCUAGUUGCGAUCGUGGUGAGCUGAUCGCGUUCACAGUCCUGGACCCGUUCCUACUCAACCAGUGUUUGCCUGGCAUCUCUCGGAAUACAUCUGGCAAGGUCUCUCUCAGAUCUCCCGAACUUCCCAAAAGCAAUAUGCCCCACUCGACGGUUCCGAGGCAGGACAACGGAGCAAGAAAGUCAAUUGAAGAGCGUUUCCAGGCUGGGCUGCAACUCCAGGCGCUUUACGCUCUCCCCAUCUACCAACUUCCCGCUGAACUUAUGCUUAACAUCCUGGAUCGCGUUGAGUUUCGCGACUACCCGCCUCUUAUCACGGCUACUUGGCACCUUCUGCGCCACAAAGGCAUCGCUCCAACCUGGCCGACCGCCAGGCUCAAGCAGAUCCUCGUGGAGCCUCGGUGUGGCUUCUAUCGCUCUUUCGAGGACGUCAUUGAUCAGUCAAAGGAGGAUGAAAGCUACCUACCGUUCAACCUGCGCAAACUCAUCCUGCACCAUCUUGCGCCUAGACCUUCUUUCUUCACCACCUUCACGAACAUGGGGCUUCGGCUGAGAGGUGGAUUUGAGCGUUUGCCCACCGAGCUUCGCGACGCGAUAUUUCGUCACUUCGAUCCUGCGACGAACAUUCUCGUUGCGCUGGCGUGCUUCAGAUUCUCUGAUCGCGACAUUCAGUGGUUGACUCACGAGAAAGUCUGA